CGUUACGUCAUCGCGCCGUGACCCGGAAGUUCCUCUGUUAUUUCUUGACACGUAGCGAGCGGCGUUGGCGGAGUCUCUAGCGGUUACCAGUCCUGCUUGCAAUGUCAGGGUUUGACAAUUUCAACACAGACUUUUAUAAGUCUAGUUACAGUGUAGAUGAUCAGAGUCAAGAAGGCUAUGCCUACACUAACCAAGAUGACCCCUACAACAGGCAGUAUGGUCAGUACGAUUACUCGCAGCCCAUGGGUUACUCGGCGGGUCCAGGUAUGAUGCCGGACCAGCAGGCAUACACGGGGCAGAUCUUUCAGCCCACGCCAGCCUUCACGCCCACCGCCUCACAGUCCAUGUACAGCAGCAGCUUUGAAGACGAGCCCCCUUUACUGGAGGAGUUGGGGAUCAACUUCGACCACAUCUGGCAGAAGACGCUGACCGUCCUGCACCCAUUAAAAGCAGCAGAUGGCAGUAUAAUGAACGAAACAGACCUGGCUGGUCCCAUGGUGUUCUGUCUGGCUUUUGGUGCAACGCUACUUUUGACGGGUAAGAUUCAGUUUGGUUAUGUGUACGGCAUCAGUGCCAUCGGGUGUUUGGGUAUGUACUGCCUGCUCAACCUCAUGAGCAUGACGGGCGUCUCAUUCGGGUGUGUGGCCAGUGUGCUCGGUUACUGUCUGCUGCCCAUGAUCAUCCUGUCCAGCUUCGGAGUCCUGCUUUCUUUACAGGGCAUGUUGGGUAUUAUUCUUACAGCCGCCAUCAUCGGUUGGUGCAGUUUUUCGGCCUCAAAGAUUUUCAUCUCUGCUUUGGCCAUGGACGGACAGCAGCUGCUGGUGGCUUACCCCUGCGCUCUGCUCUACGGGGUCUUUGCUCUCAUCUCUGUGUUUUGAACUCUGGACCUCUUUUAAUGGACAAAAUGACCACCUGUACACAACACACACAAACAACCCUUUAUUCAAGGACUGCUUUUUGUGUAACACCCACCACACACCUCUCCUAACGGAGUGCGUUUUUCACCCUCUGCGAGAAUGUGGCAUUAAUUUAGUCUCCUUUGGUUUUUUCUGGCCCACCUACUCGGAGAAUUGUUUGUGCUUGUUAUGUAACGCAGGUUAAUACUCGGCUCUUGAGGUGCGUUUUCUGUUCUGUUGUUCGCUGCAAAUCAGGCGCGUUCGACAAAGCCAGAAAAUGUCAAAUGAAGUGCGCGUGUCAAAGAGAAGAAUGUGUAAUCCGUGUGAAGGGCACAGCUCUCCUCCCACACAAAGACUUCAGUGCUUUUGUGUUUUUCCAGGCAAAUAUCUCACUCCAGAACAUCCUUUGCAAGGUACACUUACUAGACUGUAGUUUCAUUUCUUGAGUUAAAAUUUUUCAUCACAUUCCUGAAUUGCUGUCGAUUGUUCGGCCUGUGCUCUUUCAUACGCUUGGGUCAGUAGAGUGCCUACAUGAAGAUCUCAUAUUAUGUAUUAGUCAAAUUGAAACUAAAGAGGGAACAAAAUGAAGCUUUUGUUGAUAACUUAUUUUAGUUUGGUAAAUAUUCAUUUAAAUUGAACUGUAAUACUGUGCAUCGUUUGUAAUGGAUUGGUUUCUAAAUGCAUUUACCCCAUCACACAAUCUCACAGCUGUUCUUCUCUCCGGAUUGAAUUCUGUCUAUAUAUUCUGAAUAUACUUCUAGUUGAAAAUGUCAUUUUUUCUUUCUUAAAAAUCAACAUGAAAAUGGAAUGUAAUCUUAUAAACAUUCCUUAUUGAGCAUGAAUCAUCAGUGCACAUAAUUUCAAGAAAUCUUUGGUUUCAUAAUUUUACAUGAAAAUCGUAUGCCUGCCUUUUGUGUUAUUUAAAGGUGCACACGGUAAUGUUUUCCUAAUGUUUUAUAAGUAUAUGAUAAAAUAUUUCCCACAGCAAACUGUCACGUGAGCUUAAAGGGGUCAUGUGGCACGAAUCCAUGUUUUUCUGUGUCUUUGGUGUGUUGGACACGUAAAAUGUGUCGGAACAAAAGAUGCAUUCUAUCUAAAAGCGAAUGCUCACCCAGACCUGCCUGAAACGCCUCGUGUAACCACACCCCCACAAAUCUACGUCAGUUCGUUUUAUGAGUUGACUAAGACCGCCAAAAUGUAUACGCAAGUAAGGUGGGCGUACCUGUCAGUACAAUUGCUUUGGAACCUGAUGUUCCAAAUAUGGUAAGAGGCGUUACAUUUCUAUCACACGCUUGCAGUAUUCGACCAAUCACAACGCACUGGUUAACUGGCCAAUCAUAGCACACCUCGCUUUUCAGAGCGAUGAGCUUUGUAAAGAAUCCGCGCGUUUCAGAGAGGUGGGGCAAAGAGGAGAUACAAACAUGCACGGUAUGUGGAAAAUACAGCGUUUUUUAACCUUAAAUCGUGUAUACACCUUGCAUUACAUCUAAAACAAACCAUAAUAUUCGUUUUAGCUGUGUGAUAUGACCCCUUUAAGUAAUUAAAUUUAAUUUGAUAUGGUGCUUUGCACAAUGUUUGUGAUAAAGCAGCUUUACAGAAAUAUUUACAUUAGAAAUAAUCACAUGUUUAGUAGCCUGAUUAAAACGUUUAUUUUAUAUGGAGCAGGUGCUCCAAACAUCAUGCAACUUUCACUAGGGGUCAGUAUAGUCCCAGAAAACAAUGUAGACAAGAAAUUGAGUGUUUCCUUUAAAGGGAUAUUUCACCCAAAAAUACAAAUUCAGUUAUUUAUUCUCCCUCAUGUUAUUUAAAACCUGUAUGACUCUUCUGUGUACCACAAAAGAAUAUAUUUUGAGACAUGUCUCAGUGGGACAAUGUAAAUCAAUGGGGUCAAUUUCUUUAAAAUAUCUUCCUGUUGUGUUCUGCAGACGAAAGUCAAACCGUUUUGAAAUGACAGGUUGACUAAAUGAUGUUUGAUUAUGUGAAAAAGAUCACUUUUUGGGUGAACUAUCCCUUUAAGCAUUGUAACGUGUUACUAUUUGUAUAUUUAAAUGAAAGGUUUGUGCUGUGCUCCAGACAUAGUCCGGGGAAGAUGAACAAUUUAAAGCAUUUCAGUCAAUUUAAAGUCCCAUUAUAAAGAAAACAAUGCGGUCCAAUGAGAUGAACAACCACUUAUUCUGAAUGUAGAUUUGUAGUAUGUUAUCAUUUGUCGUACAAUAUAAACAUGUAAAAGUUUACUUAUAAGUUUUUGGAGUGACAUUUAAGUUGUUAUUUACAAGUAUAGAAUAAUUCUGAGUUGUCUAAAGCAGGGGUUUUCAAACUUUGCGAGUACAAUAGGAUGAACCUUUUGUGAGGACCCCCAUCCUCAAAUGUCUAAGACAACAUAUUAAAUAACUGGCUAUAAUAAGAGCAAUGUUGAAUGUAUAAACCCGAAGAAAAACAUUUUCACUUCAAAUGUAUUUGUACUGUAGCGAUUUUCAUUACAUCUUUGCAAAGAAAAAGUAUGGAAAGUAUAUUGUAUGUACCAAGCAAGAAGAGAUAAACAAAUAAAUAAAAACACUUCUAAAUGA
This is a messenger RNA of Triplophysa rosa, 3463 nucleotides long. It is a transcript of the gene yipf5, whose product is annotated as Yip1 domain family, member 5. The coding region runs from base 102 to 878 and encodes 258 amino acids. Gene Ontology annotation, cellular component: trans-Golgi network; membrane. The record is from RefSeq and is a predicted model, not a curated record. The transcript has 6 exons. Lineage: Eukaryota; Metazoa; Chordata; Actinopteri; Cypriniformes; Nemacheilidae. Gene Ontology annotation, biological process: endoplasmic reticulum to Golgi vesicle-mediated transport; regulation of ER to Golgi vesicle-mediated transport; vesicle fusion with Golgi apparatus.